Molecule: messenger RNA, 1189 nt
Organism: Pocillopora damicornis (cauliflower coral)
Lineage: Eukaryota; Metazoa; Cnidaria; Anthozoa; Scleractinia; Pocilloporidae
Product: sodium/potassium-transporting ATPase subunit beta
Biological process (GO): intracellular potassium ion homeostasis; sodium ion export across plasma membrane; intracellular sodium ion homeostasis
Cellular component (GO): sodium:potassium-exchanging ATPase complex
Molecular function (GO): ATPase activator activity
Source: RefSeq, a predicted model, not a curated record
UCACGUGGUAGUUGCCGCUGUUUCGCGUGGUGAGGCUUGCAAGAUGGCGUACGCUAAGCAAGGGCAAGAAGGAAAGACAAGAAUUGAACGUUUUCAACAAACUGCACGUGAUUUUGGCCACUUUCUUUACAAUAAAGAUGGUGAAAAUGGUGAAGUGCAGGUCAUGGGCAGAAAUGGCAAGAGCUGGGCGAAGAUCACAGUGUUCUUCUUGAUAUUUUACGGCUGCUUAGCGGGAUUUUUCGCCUCGAUGUUGGCGAUAUUCAUGACUACUGUCCCAGCUCGAGAGGAAGGGCCGAAAAUGACAAGAUAUUUAGCGGGAAAGCAAGGCCUUAUACCUAUUCCAUUCUAUGAAAUAAAAAAUUAUAAAGAUGUUGAUUCGUUUGUUGACCAAAUCAACAAAUUCUUGGAACCUUACAAGGAAGCUCUCGAAAGUGACGAGUAUCAGAACUGUACAGAUGCCAAACGUACCAAAGAUUCCAAGCCCUGUAAUGUGGACCUUUCUGCUCUUGGUCCUUGCUAUGACAAUAGCACUGAGUUUAAAUAUGGCUAUGAUGAGGAAAAGCCCUGCAUCUUUAUGAAGAUGAAUAGGGUGUUCGAUUGGGUCCCUGAACCUAACGAUGGCUUGGAUUAUGUGCAGCUGGCCUGCAAGUUUGAGGAGGAGGGCCGUGAGGAUCAGCUGGAAAUCUACCCAACAGACAAGCCUGGCUUUGCUGCUAAUUUUUACCCUUAUCUCUCUGAAGAAAAUUGGCUUCCCCCAAUUGCUGCCAUCAAAGUCAACAGCACUCAAAAGGCAGUGCUUCUUUGUGAAGCCAAUGCCAAAAAUAUUGAGAAAUCUGAAACAUACCGUCUUAACCGAGGUGCUACAGGAAGAGUUCGUAUUGAAAUUAAGCAAGGGUGAAGCACUAAAUUUAAAAACUUUAAAAAGCAAAACCUGAUUGCACUCAAGGAUGUAAUGAUGGAGUUUCUUUUUUUGCCACACUAAUGUGGCACAAUGUAGUGUUUUGUCUAUCAUUUUCAUUAAGUUUUGCUCUGUAGUUUUUGUUUGUCUUAAUUACCAUAUUCCUUAGACUAAUUCUCUUGAACUGAUUUUUCUAGUUUCUCCAAACUUUUGAACCAAAAUAUUUAAUUUGCAGUGAUUAAAAACAUCAAAUAGAUAGUGCACUGGACAGUUUGGUUUCUAUUUGCAACA